Sporothrix brasiliensis 5110 is the source of this 1716-nucleotide messenger RNA. RefSeq names its product carotenoid cleavage dioxygenase. The transcript has a single exon. Gene Ontology annotation, molecular function: carotenoid dioxygenase activity. Bases 1 to 1716 code for a protein of 571 amino acids. NCBI's taxonomy places the organism in Eukaryota, Fungi, Ascomycota, Sordariomycetes, Ophiostomatales, Ophiostomataceae. The record is from RefSeq and is a predicted model, not a curated record. Gene Ontology annotation, biological process: carotene catabolic process.
AUGGCCCACGCAUAUUCCCUCUUCCCCGAGGUGCAGCCGGCGUACGUCGACGGCCGCAAAGUCGGCGAGCAGACCAAGUACCCGGGCACGCCGUACUUCCAGGGCGGGCUGAAGCCGACGCACAUCGAGGGCGACGUGUUCCAGCUGGAGACGACGGGGACGAUCCCGCACGACAUCCGCGGGACGUUCUACCGCAUCCAGCCGGACCCGCGGUUCCCGCCGGUGUUUGAGGACGACGUGCACUUUAGCGGCGACGGCGCGGUGACGGCGUUCCAGUUUGCCGACGGGCACGUCGACGCCAAGCAGCGCUACGUGCAGACGGACCGGUACCGCGCGGAGACGCAGCACCGCAAGGCGCUGUUUGGGCGGUACCGCAACCCGUACACGGACAGCGAGGCGGUGCGCGGCGUGAUCCGCACCGUGUCCAACACGAACAUUACCUUUUGGCGGGGCGCGAUGCUGGCGUCCAAGGAGGACGGCCCGCCGUUUGCGCUGGACCCGGUGACGCUGGCGACGCUGGGCCGCUACGACUUUGAGGGCCAGGUACAGGCGCCGUGCUUCACGGCGCACCCCAAGUUCGACCCGGCGACGGGUGACAUGGUGGCGUUUGCGUACGAGGCGGGCGGCGACGGGCACGACGCGUCGACGGCGCUCGUGGUGUGGACGUUUGACGCGGCGACGGGCGCCAAGACGGACGAGUCGUGGUACGAGGCGCCGUACUGCGGCAUGAUCCACGACGCCGCCCUCACGCCCAACUACCUGGUGCUGCCGCUGACGCCGCUCAAGGCCGACAAGGCGCGCAUCGCCGCCGGCGGCAACCACUGGGCCUGGGACCCCAGCGAGGACCAGUACUACGGGCUGGCGCCGCGCAAGGGCGGCCGCCUGCAGGACAUUGUGUGGCUGCGGUCCAGCAACGCCUUCCACGGGCACGUCGCGGGCGCCUACGAGAACGAGGACGGCCACGUCGUUGUGGACCUGACGGUGGCCGACGGCAACGUCUUCUUCUGGUGGCCGUCGCCCGAGGAGGCGGCCGAGGCGGCGGCGUCUGGCAAGCCGCCGCGGCGGCCGCAGCUGCAGUCCGACACGGUGCGCUGGGUGCUCGACCCAGCGCUGCCGUCCGGCUCGUACGUCCAGCCGGCGCGCCAGUACGGCACCAACGGCGAGUUCUCGCGCAUCGACGACCGCUUCGUCACGAAAAAGUACCGCCAUUUCUGGCAGCUGCAGAUCGACCCGACGCGGCCAUACGACUUUGCCAAGUGCGGCCCGCCGGCGGGCGGGCUGUUUAAUGUGCUGGGCCACUACGAUUGGGACUCGUUGGACGGGAGCGGUGGCAAGGCCGUCCGCGACGAGUGGUUUGCCGGGCCGACGUGCACGUUCCAGGAGCCCGUGUUUGUGCCGCGGCCCGGGUCGACGGCCGAGGGCGACGGCUACCUGCUGCUGCUGCUCAACCACCUGGACGUCCUCCGCAACGACAUUCUCAUCUUUGACGCCCUCCACAUCGCCCAGGGCCCGCUGGCGGCCGUGCACCUGCCCAUCCAGAUGCGCCUGGGCCUGCACGGCAACUUUGUCGCGCAGGACGAGAUUGAGCGCUGGGCCAAGCGCCGGGCGCCCGACGGCGACCUGGGGCCGGUCCAGGUGGCCACGGCACCGCUGCCCUGGCAGGUGGCUCUGCAGGAGAAGGACGCGCGCAAUGGCAGCGGAACCAAUGGAGCGUAG